GACCUCAAAAGUCAUAUAUAUAACCUCCAAGUAUCGUUGGGUAAGCCACCGAUUCACUUCACCAAUGGAUCAUGAAAGCAUGUGCAUGGUCAACCAUAUUAUGGUCGAUGACGAUGACAACAGUCGGCUGACUUUGGAGGAGAUGUUGGGUCCAAUGUUCGGUGGCUACGGUGGUAGUAGGGAGGAGGAGAUGUCAGCAAUGGUUUCUGCGCUUUCACAUGUGGUGGCUGGCGGUGGUUGCAGCGGCCGAGCAGGAAAGAGAGGACGUGAGGAGGACGUUCAUGUAAUGACUCAAGACUCCAUUAUUGCUCAUGAUCAACAUGGUGUCGCUGAUGGCGUAGAAGCAGCAACAAAAACCCCGAGAGAAGACGAACAACAGCCCAAAAGAAAGUACCGAGGAGUGAGACGUAGGCCUUGGGGAAAAUGGGCUGCUGAGAUACGCGAUCCUAACAAGGCUAGCAGAGUUUGGUUAGGCACUUUCAACACUGCCAUUGCUGCUGCUCGAGCUUACGAUGACGCUGCUCUGAAUUUUAGAGGGAGUAAAGCCAAGCUCAACUUCCCAGAAGACGUUCACCUCGUUGAGCGAGAAGAACAUCGAAACUCAUGUGGUUCUAGUGGUUGCGAUGGAGCUCAACAUCCUUAAUUAUUUGAGGAGAACAUCCCUUUAAAUUUGAUUUAGAACCAGAUGACACGACUCCUCCCUACACUAUUAACAUGAUCAGCUCUAUUCUUGAGGAUACUUUUUUUUUUCUUUGUUUAUGUUCUUUACAUGCAACUAAAAUUAUAGUUGUUUUAAAUUGUAAUACAUUCGGAUAUUAAUUUUUAGGUUGUUCAUUUA
Messenger RNA from Lactuca sativa (garden lettuce), 838 nucleotides. RefSeq names its product ethylene-responsive transcription factor ERF110. Gene Ontology annotation, molecular function: DNA binding; DNA-binding transcription factor activity. Gene Ontology annotation, biological process: regulation of DNA-templated transcription; ethylene-activated signaling pathway. The record is from RefSeq and is a predicted model, not a curated record. Lineage: Eukaryota; Viridiplantae; Streptophyta; Magnoliopsida; Asterales; Asteraceae.